AAAGUCUUGCACAAUUCGACGUAAGCCAGGGGGAAGGAAAUGUUGAAAGUUGCCCACAGUAAUGCUGUUUACAAAGCUUUGCAGGCACAAGUAAGGUACACCCAUCGGACGCACUACAAUGUGUUAAAACUACAACCAAACUGCUCGUCGCGGGACGUCCGAACUGCCUUCAUUCAACUUUCUAAAGAACUACAUCCUGAUGCGAAUGUAAGCAACAGUGAAAAGUAUGACAAAAAAUCGUUUGUUGAGCUGCUGGAAGCUUAUAAAGUCCUAAGCAAACCGGAGUUACGGGCUGCGUACGAUUUCGAGUUAUCAUUGGGCAAGAAUCCAGGCAAUCAGGUGUUUCAUAGACCAUGGGCCGCAAAUUCGAUGCAUUACAACAACGAAGAACAGCCGUACUACGGAAUUAAGGGGGUCAAAAAGGUCAGUAAUUGGACGAUAGUGCUAUUUUGUGCUAUAUUUAUGUUGAUCGGUAUCGUUCUGCAGGCGGUAGCAAUCAGCAAAUCGUUCACAUUCCAACGAGAUCAGUUGGACGAAUACUCAAGGCAGAAUGCAAUCACUCACGCUGAAGUGCGCGAAGAGGCGGAAAAGUAUGGCAACAAAGCGCAAAUCGAGCGCAUGAAGGCAAAAUUGAAUUAG
Molecule: messenger RNA, 639 nt
Organism: Anopheles maculipalpis
Lineage: Eukaryota; Metazoa; Arthropoda; Insecta; Diptera; Culicidae
Product: dnaJ-like protein 60
Exons: 5
Coding region: 40-639 (199 amino acids)
Source: RefSeq, a predicted model, not a curated record